CUGUCUCCAGGGCAAAUCAGCACAGCAAGGGAGAAAGGGAUGUAGUAAAACCACAGAUGGAGUUUUAUGGAAAGAGGAUUUGGCUCUUUCAUACCCUCAUGCCUUCAACAAAGCACGUUCCAGGCUGUGCAUUUAUACAGGGACCCCCUCCCCAGUGCUGAGAUGCAGCUGUUUCUAGGCUGCCUCCUCUGCAGUGCCUGCAAAACUCCCGGGACACCUCUCCCAGCAGUCAACCCACCUCCAGCUUCCCAGGAUGCACCCCUUGCGUCUGCUCAUUUACCUUGGCACAGUGCUGGCCCCGAGCCAUGGAUGUGUGGAUGUGGAGGGACCCGUCACCUUCCAGGAGGCAGUCAGGGGGUUCGGGCAGAGCGUGGUGCAGUUCGGGAGUGCCAGCGCCGGGGGGCUGCUCGUUGGGGCCCCGCUGCAGACAGGAGAUGUGAAUGAAACUGGCAAAGUCUACAAGUGUGACCCAGGCUCCAAACACUGCCAGGAGAUCCCCAUCCUGAGGCCCCCCGAUGCCGUGAACAUGUCCCUCGGUUUGUCUCUGGCUGCCCGGGGCUCCAAUCUUCUGGUGGGUACCACCCCUUGGGGUAGGGAAGUGGCUCGGUCUGUGGGUUGUACCCAGGGGGUUGGGUGAGUCUCUGCCCCUGUC
Messenger RNA from Chelonoidis abingdonii (Abingdon island giant tortoise), 652 nucleotides. NCBI's taxonomy places the organism in Eukaryota, Metazoa, Chordata, Testudines, Testudinidae. The record is from RefSeq and is a predicted model, not a curated record.